Fopius arisanus is the source of this 1251-nucleotide messenger RNA. Its product is annotated as elongation of very long chain fatty acids protein 1. NCBI's taxonomy places the organism in Eukaryota, Metazoa, Arthropoda, Insecta, Hymenoptera, Braconidae. Bases 368 to 1156 code for a protein of 262 amino acids. The transcript has 9 exons. The record is from RefSeq and is a predicted model, not a curated record. Gene Ontology annotation, molecular function: fatty acid elongase activity. Gene Ontology annotation, biological process: very long-chain fatty acid biosynthetic process; fatty acid elongation, monounsaturated fatty acid; fatty acid elongation, polyunsaturated fatty acid. Gene Ontology annotation, cellular component: endoplasmic reticulum membrane.
CUUAGACAUCUCUUCCGGGCGCUCAACAACUCCAAGACGGCCCUGCACUUAAGCCUUUACUGAGGGUGCAUGCCCUGACAGUGUGUGCUAGCCAGUAUUCCAACGCUUUACAAGACGAUAACAACUCUAGUGUCUAGGCCUGUGACACUUGCAAGUACAUAAGUGGCUAUUGUUACAUUAUUGCUCCUCCAAUAUACAACAUUGGUGCGCUUGCAUGGAAUACAUAUUAGUCCGUGUACCUGUCAACUCUAUUCGUGCAUCAAUAAUUCCUAUCAUCAUCAGCGGACUAUUAUAGACAGAUCGGGGAGCAGACAGAUUCACGAAGAAAGUUAAAUGUGUUACACGAGAGGUCAAUACUUUUCAGAAUAUGGGGCCCUUGGAGAAGGCAUAUCGUUACUUGAUGGAGGGAAUAGCAGAUCCCAGGGUGGCUGAUUGGCCCCUCAUGUCUAAUCCCAUUCCUCUCACAUGUGUGCUCAUAGCUUAUCUGAUGUUCGUACUUUAUAUUGGUCCGAGGAUCAUGAAAAAUCGACCUCCAUACUCCCUCAACAACCUCAUGAUAUUCUACAAUGUAUUUGUUGCUAUCACAAGUGGCCUAGUAUUUUAUGGCAUACUGACUUCGGGAUUUACUACCAAAUUGUCCUGGGGUUGUGAGUCCGUAGAUUACUCUUUCGAUCCUGAACCCAUGAGCAUGGCGAGAUGGGUUUGGUGGUUGAUGAUUCUCAAAAUGUUUGAACUCGGUGAUACCGUAAUCUUCGUUCUGCGUAAAAAAUUCAGCCAGUGUUCUUUUCUGCACAUCUAUCAUCACGUAACGACCGUCUGCCUUGCUUGGAUCGCUUGUAAAUACGCUCCCGGUGGCAUGUGGACAUUUAUUAUGAUGCCAAACUGCAUCGUUCAUGUUAUUAUGUAUACGUACUAUCUUCUAGCUAGUUUUGGUCCAGCUAUGCAGAAGAUUCUUGCUCCAUGGAAGCCAUAUUUAACCAUGUUGCAAAUGCUCCAAUUUGUGAUUAUGGUGAUACACACGACUCAAGCGCUUCUACCGUCCUGCGAGCCCACGCGUAAGCCCCUGGCUUACAUUUACAUGUCUCAAGUAAUCGUAAUAUUCUAUUUGUUCUGGAAUUUUUACAAAACAACGUAUUUAAAGAGAAAAACCGCCUAGUGUGCAUUAUAAUUUUCGUUGUCAUCGAAUAUGUCAUUUGUGUGCCUUAUUUUGUACUUUUUCUUAAAAAAAGUAAAAGCUUUUUGAUGAUUUUA